AGAAAGAGAGAAAGGAUAAGCUUAGUAGAGAGAGAGAGAGAGAGCAAACAGGAAAGAUAUACAGAAUUAGUAGAGAGAGAGAGAGAGAGAGUAGAGGUAUGUGUAAGAGUGAGACACUGGACUUACAAGAUGGCGGAACAAGCAAUGAUGGAGUUGGAGAAUGCAACCCAAAUUGUUUUGGCUCCACCCGAUGUUGUCACUCCAGUGCAAAGACAGGCUGCAGAGAAAGUUGUUCUAGAUUUCAGAAAAUCCAAAAUGCCUUAUUCCACAUGCAAGCAUAUUCUAGAAAAUUGCCAAUGUGACUAUGUAUUAUUCCAAGCAGCCACAACAAUUAAAGAAGGCGUCGUUCGCGAGUGGUUGCUGCUUUCUUCAGAACAAAUAGAGUCCUUGAGAUCAUUCCUUCUUCGCUUCAUCACUCAACAUGUGAGUCUUCAGAGUUAUGUGAGGGAGCAGAUACUACAGACAGUUGCUGUCAUCUUAAAGAGGGGUACCAUCGACGAGAAGGGAGCAAGCCGCGAGUCAUUAUUUGAUGACGUCACCCGUCUUGUCAGCAGCGGCAAUGUCACAAUGCAAUUGGUUGCCUGUUCCCUGUUAAUUGCUCUGUUGAAUGAGUAUGCUAGCGCUAGUCGAGCAAGUAGUGUUGGUUUCACUUGGGAGUUCCAUUUCAAAUGUAAAAGACGCUUUGAGGAGGAAGAUUUAAAGCGAGUGUUUUUGUUUGCCAUUCAAGUCCUCAAUGAAUUGGAGAAACAACCCAGUCCACUGAGUAGAGAGGCCACAGCUGUGAUGAACAGGUUGCUUUCCAUAGCAGAACAAGUCCUGAGUUGGGAGUUUACACCUAAAGCUUUUUUUCGUCGUUAUGUUGGCUGUUUCGAGUCAACACAGAACGUAAUUCUACGUCCAAAUGACACUUGGCGAGACACUUUACUGGACGGUGACCUUAUGCAGCUUCUGUUUCGCGUACACAAGAAAGUGCGACACAAUUCAGAAAUGGCUCACCGUUCCAUGCAAUGCCUCACACAGCUGGCAUCACUGAGUGGACCGAUCUUUCCCAAUGACGCAGCACGUACACAGUUCCUGGCUUCGUAUAUUGAGAAUUUCCUACACAUGUUUGGCAGCAUUGACCUCCAGUACUACGAAUACCUCGGAGUUGCUCAAACCAUCAAGAAUCUUGUGCUUAUGUUUCCACUCGCUUGCUUCACGAGUUUAUCUGAGCAAUUAUUGAAUGCCUUCAUCAGUCAAAUGACCAAGCUGACCUGCUCCCUUUGUAAGAAAGCUGUACAUGAAGACCUGAUUAACAAAGAUGAAACGAUUCACAUGGAAGCUUACGAGCGGAUGCUGGAAGCAUGGAUGCAGAUAAUUUCCAACGCACGCAACUUUCCACUUGGCUUUCUGCGGUCACAAGCUGUUGAAGUGUUCAAUUCCUACCUGCAGUGUCACCUCAGCCCUCCCGAUGGAAUACGUAACCAGAUUUUAGGAAACGAUGUGAUUGAAGAUGAUGAAAUUGAGGAACUCGACGAAGAUGACCGAGAAAAGUUUAAUGAUCAACUAAGCAGCAUCGGUUCCUUGGGCCGCCUUGUUGCUGACCACACAGUCCCAUUGAUGGCCAAGUUGAUUGAGGACCGAGUGAACCAGUUCAACAACCAGCUACAACUACUUCAACAGAUGAGGGCCGCACAGAACAUGAACAGUUCCAACAUAUCGAUAAACGAGGAAUUGUUUAAGGUUUUGCAUGAAGACUUACAUUGGUUGAUUCUUAUUGCUGGUCACCUAUUAACAGAGGAGUGUGAAGGGGACACGCCUUUGAUUCCUGCAGACAUCAUGGAGUAUUCCAUCUCACAGGAACCCUCUGUCAACCUUGAUAUCACCCUCAGAGUUCUUGGCAGCCCAUCAGAGCGGCUGGAGAAUAUUCCUGGGAGUGAACAAGGAACUGAUAAUGUAGUCAGGUUAGUGUCGGCUGUGUUUAAGGUGUGUGACAUCCAUCGACAGGCAAUCGAAGCUCGUCUGGCCGACUGCCUCAGUCCGCAGGUGGGCAGCACUGUUAUGUGGUUUCUGCAACGAUGGGCAGUGUCUUACCUGUUACCAGAUGAAAGCUGUUAUCCUCAGAUCAGUAUGGCUAUAGUUUCCGCCUUUGGACGGGACACAACUGCCUCUCAGUGGGCAGUCGACUUCCUCCUGGGACGGAUCAACUCAAACCUAUCCAUUUGGAGCGCUGAGGAGCAACUGAUGAAUGACUCAUUGCGGCUGUUGGUGGCCCUAGUGGAAAAUAAACCAAGGUAUGUAUUACAAUCUCUCCAUGACCGGUUCUACCAAACUGUAUGCCAGGCCGACUUCAGCAAGGUGUGCCACACAGCAGGUGUCAAAGCUAACAUUCUCAACCUGCUUGAGUCGAUGUGUGGUGUCGCCCUGGCAUCUCGUGUCGAUAUAGUUCAGCAAUUGUUCAACUUCCUGCACCCGUUACUGGUGGAGACUGUCAAAAUAUUGGAUCUGUACCACAAUUAUGAAGAUGUUGUACCUCUUGUACUGGAACUAUUCUCUGAAGUUGUCCAACGUCAGCUUUGCUAUCUCCCCGAGUCAGAUUCCCGAAAAAUCUAUGAACUUGCUCUGUCACUCAUCCAAACCUAUUCCAAACACAAUAUCACUCGGAAAAUUGCUGGAGUCCACGAUGAAGAGGAGGAGAAAUACUACGACAUCGUCUUACUGAUGGAGAUGUUAACGCACUUAUUGUCGAAAGAUUUUAUAGAUUUCAGUGGCCCUGAACCAGAGACCUCCUCACCGCCACCAACACAAAUCUCAGCCGCAGAAGUUGUCCUCUUUGGAUUAAAUAUAAUCAUUCCACUUAUGAACUCUGAGCUGCUUAAGUUCCCCAAUCUCUGCAGCCAGUACUUCAAGUUAAUAACGUUCCUGGCAGAAUGUCAUCCAGAGAAAUUUUGUCUUCUUCCAGCAGAAUUGUUUAAAGCAUUCAUGGAUUCCGUACAGAUGGGACUUAAUGCAUAUGGCCCAGAUAUUACCAAAUUGUGCCUUGAAAUAAUUGCAGCUCUUGCUUCUCAUGUGUGUAACAAUGAUCUAAAUGGAUCGCCGCUGUAUUUAGCCAUGGAGCUGUUCCUGAAGGUUGUGUUCCGACUUCUUUUACUGGAGAGCUUUGACAUGGAUCUCCUAGAAACAGCCAGUACCACAUUGUUCAGCCUUAUUUGCUGCCAUCAGGAAAAAUACCGUAUGCUGGUCAGCGAACUGCUGUACAGCCAAGAACUGCCAGCAUACAAAGAACGACUCCUGGCUGCAUUCAACCAGCUCACUCCAGCAACUCUCAAGUUGACCAUCAACCGACAGAACAAGAUUGCCUUCUUACAGAAUUUUGAACAGUUUCUAAUCAACGUGAGAGGCAUUCUCUGUGUCAAAUGAUGCUUGUGAUGAUGGUGGUGGUGGUGAUGAUGAUGAUGAUGAUGGUAAUGAUCAUUGUGAUAUGACAUGGUGAUACUCUGGUGGUGAUAAUAAAAAAGAACAAAGAAAAAUACAUAUAUAUAUAUCUAUAUAUACAUACACACAUACACAUUUCACAUAUAUAUAUUUUAUGUGUGUAUGUGUAUGUAUUUGAAUGUUUUGUGUGUGUGUGUGUGUGUAUGUGAUAUAUAUAUUUGUAUACGUGUUAUUUAUAAAUAUAUAUACACACACAUAUAUACAUACAUAUUUGAUAUGUAUGUUACAAAUAUUUGCACAUAAUGCAUUUUACACUCACACACACACACACACAUAAUAUAUAGGUUAAUACAUGUGUUUGCAUGUUUGUGUGUGUGUGUAUAUAUAUAUAUAUAUAUAUAUAUAUAUACAGACAUAUAUUUGCAUAUAUAUACAUGCACACAUACACUCAUCUGACAUGCAUGUGUGUAUGUGUAUUCAGGCACACACACACAUAUAUAUUAUGCUAUGCAGGAAUCCCCCCACAAUAUGUAAAUAUGUUCCUCAGAAUGUUGUCAUGACAUAAACUCUCAUUUGGCCCUCAAGGCAUUCCAAGAAGGGGGGAGGGGUUUCUUCCAUAUUUUGGAAUCAACAACAACAACAACAGAGAAGCAAAAACGGUCACUUUUAUGCUUCAAGCUAACAAUUUCUCAAAUACCCAGGACAGGAGAGAAAUACAUUAGGGUACUUCCUGGCCACAAAACGUGGACUGCUCUGUGAGGUAAGAGGUAGAAUGAGAAUUACCAGGAAGACACGGGUUAUUUCCUGUCUUAGAGUUGAUAUUCUACACUUACUUGAGGGACAAAGAAUUUAUCCAAAAUUCUUUGUUGUUCAAGUUGUGUUGUCUUUUUUUGUAUAGUGUAGGAAUGGAGCUGAUUCUAAACUCCUCUUGUAAUUUUUAUGUUGUGUUCCCAAUUAUGGUUGUUAUCAGCAAAAAUUUACAGACCUUCCUCUAUAAGUGCCAAUCCUUUAGUAAUAUUCUUUGCAGUCAGUUUAAGCAGAAUUGGUGGAAUUUUUGCAUUCUCAGCUUGCUCUUAUAUUCGGUAAACGUUCUCUUUAAGUCAUUAGCAACUCAGACACAGCUCCUAUGAAUUCUUCAAAAAACUAAAUAUGUUUCAAUAUCUGUCCAAAUUUAAUGUAGACUCUUGUGAAACCAUGUGAAGUCACAGUUGCAGUCUGGCCAUAUAUUUUUUCCAAGCACCAUUCAUUAAGAAUUCCACUUCAUUCCAUAACUCUGCUAUAUUAUCUAUAGCAUCCAUUCUGUUGGAUUUCUUCCUAAAAUCUCUAACUGUAUGUUUGUUGUCCCUGUCAGUUGCUUGAAAGUUCUUCUCAGGAAAUAUGCCUAGAAGUUAGUUGUCAUACCUUGAUCCGUUGUAUUCUUGGAAUAGAUCUUACUCUCACGUUAUCAGAACACUCAUUUAAGUUUGCAGAGUGGCUUGGGGCAUUGUCUAAAAGGAGCAAAGCUUUGUUGGAGGUAUUUCAUCUGACACUUGUGCCUUUUUGCAGCAGAACAGAAAACAUAAUGUUUGUAAACCACUCUUCAAAAAAGACUCCCUUAGUCAUCCAUGCCUUCUUAUUUCAAUGCCAGAUCAGGGGUAGAUUAAACUCUGCAUAACUCUUAAAAACCCUUAGAUUUUCAGAGUUUUACACAAGCAGGAGCUUUAACUUCAUAUCACCAUUGCCAUUUCCUCCCAGAGGCACCAGGAAAUUUUUAGAAACUCUAAAGUUGGUUUUGGUGGUGGCAGCAGCAUUCUUGCUAACUGUGUGAGUGUUGUUGCUUAGAUUCAAGUUCAUGUUCGUUUUCCCAAGAUGAACAGCAUUUCAUUUAACUCUUAGAAUACACUGGGGUACCCACAUCUCUUGUCGUUCUCUUUUAUCUUAGACUGAUUUGCUUCUCUCAUUCCUGUUGUUGUUGUUGUUGUUGUGGUGGUCAUUAAGGAAUAGAUGGGUUGGUGGUGGUGCUGGUUCUGGUUUUGAUGAGAGAUAGUUAUGGUGCACAUGAAAGAUGAUCAUCUAGCUUCCCCCACUCUCUCUCUCUCUCUCUCUCUAUAUAUAUAUAUAUAUAUAUAUUAGAUUGGAGCCUGGUGUUGCCAUCCUGUUUCACCAAUCCUCAGUCAAAUCGUCCAACCCAUGCUAGCAUGGAAAGCGGACGUUAAACGAUGAUGAUGAUGAUGAUGAUGAUGAUGAUGAUAUACUCACAUAUACAACAGGCUUCUUCCAGUUUCUGUCUACCAAAUCCUCUCACACAUCUUUGGUUAGCCUGAGGGCCAUAGUAGAAGAAAUUUACCUGAGGUGCCACACAGUGGGACUGAACUUGGAACCAUGUGGUUGGGAAUCAAGCUUCUUACCACACAACAACACCUGUGCUUCUGUGUGUAUGAGAGAGAGAGAUAGGCAGGUGGAUAGAGAGGCUGAUAGAUACAGUUUGCUUGGUGCAUGUAAGUUUAUGUAUAUAUAUAUAUAUAUGUGUGUGUAUAUAUAUGUAUAUAUAUGGGGAAACAAGUCAUGGUAGAAAAUGCUAAAAUAAUUUUAUAAAAAACAUUUUAGUACCGGUUUCAGCCAUUGAGACUUUUUUCAAUUGUAAGUAUUGGAAACAAUUAAAUUUUGGAAAAAUUAAAAAGAAAAGUUUUUUAAAAGAAUAUUUGCAUUAAAAAACUUUUCAUGUAAUUUUCCCAAAAUUUGUUUUCCAUACUUACAGUUGAAAAAGUCUCAAUGACUGAAAUGUUUUUUAUAAAAUUAUUUUAGCAUUUUCUUCCUUGACUUUUUUUUCCAUAUAUAUCAACUUAUGUGUUCCUUUUCAACCUUCUACAUAUAUAUAUAUAUAUAUAUAUGUAUGUGCAUCCAGCUAUAAAAACUGUGCCAAAACAGGCAGAAGUUUGAUGCAAUCUUCUGCUUGUCCAGCUCCUGUCAAACCGUCCGACCCAUGCCAGCAUUGGAAGGCAGACGUUAAACAAUGAUGAUGAUAUAUAUACACACACAUCACAUGUACACAUCCCACAUGCACACAUAGGAAAAAAAUGGACGGAUGAACAGAUACACGUUAUCAUUGCAACCGAAAAAAAUAUAAAGAUACACAAUUAUUCACAGCCCCAAAAUUUCCACCUCCUCACACUGUGUUUAUAAUGACACUCGCACACGCAUAUAUGGGUCAUGGUGGUUGCUUUCCAGUUGUUAACCUAACUCUGAUCUUAGCUACAACACAGAGAUGCAGCCAUUUGGCUAAGAAGAAAGUGUUUAUUGUGAAUUCUGAAAAUUUUAUCCCGGUCUCCACAAGAAUGAAAUUACAGACUGUAUCCCACAAUGCAUAGUCAUACUUUAUCAUUCUCACAACUUUAAAUAGACAUAAUGUGGGGGAUACCUCUAUGUCUAUAAUAUAUAUGUGUAUAUAUUUAAUUGUUGGAUUUGGUUUGCAAGAUUCUUUAGGUGAGUUUGUGUGUUGAAGCAUAUUCUGUUGUGUCUGGGGAGAGUCAUUCUCUUUAAGUACCUUAUAAUUUAACACAGUCACCAGUAAAAUUUCCACCUAUUCUUUGUUUUAUUUUUUUAAAAAUUUUCGUUGCAUUUUGCAACCUUGUCAAUAGUCUUGACUCUCAAGACUUGAAAAGGUUGCAAGACGCAACGUUAAUUUUAGGAAAAUAAGAAAUAAGAAAUAAGUGGAAAUUUUACUGGUGAGUGUGUUAAAUUAUAAGGCACAAUAAGAAAAUGACCCUCCCCAGACACAACAGAAUAUAUGUGUAUAUGUGUUUUAUAUAUAUUAUAUAUGCAUUGUUAUGUGUGUGUGUGUAUAUAUAUAUAUAUAUAUAUACAUGCACACACACAUUGUAUAUGUAUACAGGUGUGUGUAUAUGUGUGAUUUGUACACAUAAUUGGUAUCUAAUAUAUAUUUAUGUGUGAUGUGUGUGUGUGUAUAUAUAUAGACACACAAAUAUAUAUAUACAUACAUGUACCUGCACACAUGCGUGCAUAUAUUGUAAAAGGUAGUACAGAUGGCCAACAAGAAAUUUCCUGUCAGAAAAAAAAGAAAAGAGAAUGACACUGACCAUUGCGCACAAGUCUGAUUUCUCUAUCAGUUGUUAAUUGGGAAUCAUUACAAUUUCAGCACUAUCUCCAUGUGUGUGUGUUUGUUUGUUUGUGUGUGUGUGUAUGCAUAAAUGUAUUCCAACAACAAUGCAGAACAAUAUGUGACUAAAAUGCUUCUAUUUGUCUGUGUGUCCCAGCAUUUUUUUUUUAUCUCUGUGGUUUCCUCCGCUCCUUGUCAUUCCGUUUGAACUUGAAGAAGCGAGUGAAAAACAAUAUUGAAACUAGUGGUGGCAGUGCUGUCUUGAGGCACGAGGACUCUGGGUUGUUGCCCAGCGGCGCACAGGUGUAGGGGCACCCCUUUUGAUCUAUGUAUGUAGUGGCUUGCUGUCAAUAAAUAAAUACUAUAGGGGCCCAAUAUAUAUAUUAGUUUACCUGGGUCCUCAUGAGUGUAAGGGCCCGAUUCUGAUCUAUGUAUGCUGUCAAUAAAUAUAUACUAUAGGGGCCUAGUGCAUUGAUUUGUGAGGGGCUCUGUAAUGUUGCUAAGAUGGGUCUGGAUGGUGAAGGAGGUUGUGAGGAUGAUGAUGGUAGUGGUCCUAUUAGGGACCUUAGCGCCCCCCCCCAAUGUCUACUUAUUCUGUUUAUACAGUGGUGUCUAGUUUUAGGGCAGUUUGGCAGCUGUUGCUAUCUUGUACAUCAAAAGACGACCAUUCUGUGUAAAUUAUGUUGGAGAUGUCCUGGCAAGAUGGUCGUUGAGGAUGAUUCAGUGUGGUCAGUGAUAACGGUCAGAUCAAAUGAUUUUGAUGUUUGACCACCAAGGUCCUUCUCAAGUCUUGUGUACACAUGAUAUUGAUGAUGACGAAGAUGGUUGUUUAAUGUCUGUUUUCCAUAAUUGGCACAGGUUGGACAGUUUGACCGGAACCAGCAAGCCAGAAAAGUACACCAAGCUGUAGUGUCGCUCCUGGCAACGUUUCUACGGCUGGCUGCCCCCGUCUUUACAGAAUGUACUGUGAGCCUUUCUUUGUUAUCUUUUGUGACAUCGGAACUGGUGAGGUUAUCAAGUAUUUGCAAGACAGAACCCGACCCCUUUCAAUGAGUUGGGGUAUAAUAUUGAAGGUGGUGAUAUAGUAUGAUAGAGGGACAGGAAUAGAGGUGAGUGCAUGGCUUCCUAAGUUGGAGAGACAGUGCGGAUGUACCCUCAGGGUACAGAGUGAAUAGGAGUAGAAGAAUAGAAAGGGGUGAGUUGGAUAAGUAGGUAAAUUCACAAAAGUGCUAAAAGAAUGUGGUAGAUGAUACACAUAUAUAUAAUUAAUAAUUUUUAUUGCAAGAAAAAUUUGUCUUCAAAUACUGUUACUGUAUCAAGCAGGGUUUUUUUUUUUUUUUUUUUUUUUUUUUUUUUUUUUUUUUGCUAAACCAUUUUUUAGACAUGUAUGUAUGUAUGUAUGUAUAUAUAUAUAUAUACACACACAUCUUAAAGAAGGAUUUUCCAGGUGCCAAAAUUCAUAAUCCUCUCUGACUGAAGAGAGGCCUAGACUGCCCUCAUCUCCGCAUCUUUACUGUAACCCCUACUAAUCACAGUUGUGUGUGGGGAGGCCCACCCGCCUCCACCUUUUUGAGAAAUUUUGCUGUAAGGAAUCAGUAAUGUAAAGAGGAGAGAGUAAAGGAAUGGGGCAGAAGAGGAAUAUAUUUGGUGGUUCAUUUGUAAAAUAUUGUCUUGGAGACACAGUUCAUGUUUUUUGUGGGGUUUUCUGCCAUCUGUUUUUGUUUUUGUUUUAUAUUUUUCCUCUUCCUUUGUCUUACCAUAAAUGUGAAGGGUUGUUAUUGUUAUCGUCAUAGCAACAACAACUGUUGUACCUGGGUGUCUCUUCUUUAUCACUGACCAGACUCACCAAACUAUCAAAUAGGGAGUGACAUAUUGUUUUUUUGUUUUGUUUCUCUGUUAUUCUUGUUGUUGUUGUUGUUGUUUUAACCCCGGGUCAGUCCUGAACGAGUAUUUCAGUUGUGACCAAUUUUUGGGGUCUUUUUUGUUUUGUUUUUUGUCCCCUUUCUCCCACAAACUACAUUAUCCACUAUGGUAAUUUCUUUGUUUUGUUUUUUUUUAAUGGUAAAAUAUGAUUCGAAUGAGAUUUAAUUGGCAUUUUGCUGUGUCGUGUGAAUGUGGUGUUUCUGCAUAUGUGAACGAGUUGUUUCAGGCAGCAAACUUAAGUCGAACAGGCUAGUGAUGGGUGGUCUGGUCUGGUGUGACAUAGUAUGGUAUGGUCUGUGUGGAAUAUGAGUCAGAUUGGAAAUAACAUGUUACUGGCAGCCCUCAAGAAUCCUCAGUUCUCUUCAAACUUUUGAAAUUGCAACAAGUCCAAAUGCCAAGAACAGUUUCUUUGUCAUCAUUUAAUGUCCAUUUUCCAUACUGGCAUGAGUUGGAUGCUUUGACAGGGGCUGAAGAGCUGCCUGGCCUCCAUGUCUGUUUUAACAUGGUUUAGCUAUGGCUGGGUGCCCUUCCUGACACUAACCAGGCAUAGAAACUUCAAUAUUCAUCUUCAGUGUAAACCCUCCUCUUUAAGGCGGCGAGCUGGCAGAAACGUUAGCAAGCCGGGCAAAAUGCUUAGCAGUAUUUGAGUUCAAAUUCUGCCGAGGUGGACUUUGCCUUUCAUCCUUUCUGGGACGAUAAAUUAAGUACCAGUUGCUUACUUGGGUUGAUCUAAUCGACUGGCCCCCUCCCCCAAAAUUUUGGACCUUGUGCCUAGGGUAGUAAAGAAUAUUCAUCUUCAGUGCUGACAUGGGUUGCGUGGUUCAAUAGAAGCUGGUGUGCCAGACUCCACAGUCUACUUUGGUAUGGUUUCUAUUGCUGGAUGCCCUUCCUAUUGCCAACCAGCUUACAGCGAGACAGUAAAGAUUUGUUGGGGCAUACCCUCAAAUAUAAAGAUAAAUCUAUUUCACCAUGUACACAGGUAAUUGUGUAUCUUCUCUAUAGCAAGACCCCUCUGCUUGUCCCUGUCAUAUUUUAGCCUCUCAACACCUGACAUGAAGUCACCUCCUCCUUUCAAAUACUCCACCCACCCCUCAAUUGUGAGAGCCCUUUUUUUUUUCACUCUUGCUACUUACUCGGUGACCUUACUAGCGCCAGUGGCAUGAAAGCAUGCACCCGGUACACAUUGUAAGGUUGGCAGUGGGAAGGACAUCUGACCAUUGAAACCAUUCCAUAGCAGACAUUCGAGCAUUCUGCAAUUCUGUGCUUCGCUAGAUCCUGUCAAAUGAUCCAACCCAUGGCAGCAUGGAAAACUCGUUAACUGAUGAAGAUGAUGACGAAUUGAGACAAAUCUUGAGGACUGCCUGUAAAGCAGGGAGAUGGCUGAAUCAGUAGCACAUUGGAUUCAAUACCUUGUGGUAUAUAUGGCUAUGUUCUUUACAUCUUCUGUUCAGAUCCCACCAAGGGUCACUUUGCCUUUCAUGCUCUUAAAGGCUUGAUACAGGGUGGUGUAUGUAUACGGUGGUGCCCCAGCGUGGCCAUGUUUCUCUAAUGACAAAUGAAAACAAAAGAACUGAUGUGUGUUCAUUUCUAAUCAAGUGAUUUUAUGCCUCACCCAGAGGUGCCACCCCACAGAAGCUAACACUAGGCAGCAGCUGUUUUGACUGUUAGUUAUCAGGACCAAGGUUUUGAACUCCUGACCAUGAGGUUAACAAACCAGUCCAGCAGCUAACUGGUUCGUAACUUAAUUGCACCAUUGUGCCUCGUAUUACAUAUGGAAGUUUCAAUGAAUAUUUGGUUAUGUUCUGGGUUCAGUUCUGCCCCAGGUUCAGCAUUAGCUUUCAUCCCAUCUGGGGUUGAUAGAAAUAAGUACCAGUCUACUCAGAUACUCUGAGUUGUAUUAAUCAAUUGUAUACUCUACAAGGUGGUGCUCCAGCAUGACCACAGUCCAGUGACUGAAACUAGUAAAGGGAUAAAUAUAAGAGGAAAAUUAAAAUGUGUGUGCGCGCGUAGAAGUGCCUUUUGUAUUCCAAGGUAUGUUGGUUAUCUUGCCCUUCUGAUUGGGGUUUGUGUGUGUGUGUGUGUGUCUCCACUCUGAUUAAUAUCUCCAAUGACCUCACUGCUACUGUUAAGCUUUCUGGAAAGUUCCUGGUAAGAAAAAUUACAAUGGAAACCUGGUGCCAGUGUCGGAGAAUUUCUACAUCUUGAAACAAUGUGUGUGUGUGUGUUGUAGAUAUGUGAAUAGAUGCAUAGAUUAAAUCUAUGCAUUGGUGUUUGCACAGAUAUGUGUAUAGGUCUAUGUGUAAAUGUCUGUAGAGAUUUAUGAAGAUGUAAUUUAUAAAUAUACUGCAUAUGUAUGUACAUAUAUAAUGUAUAUGAAUGUAUGUAUACAUAUAUAUGUACAUAUAUAUACUUUUUGUUAAAGCCAAAAAGAAAAUCUUCACAAGCUGUUACCCAGAGUUUCACAUUACCAUUCUUGUAUGAUCCCAAAUGUCCAACGACCAGUAAUAUGAAAUUCUGAGUAAGUUUAUGAGAUGUUUUUUUCUUUUUUGGCUUUAAUAAUAUUAGUCUACCUUCAAUAUUCAGGUACUAUAUUUUUCCACCUUGUUUUGCACCUAUGUGCUAUCUCAGACACACACCUACAUUAUACAUACAGGGUGUCCACAAAGUCUGGGUACAUGGGGAUUAACACAUACUUUAAGAAAUUAUUAUUUCUUAUAUUUAAUUGUUUAUGAUAUGAUUUUAUUUACUCCAUGUACCCAGACCUUGUGGACACCCUGUGUAUAUAUGUUUGUGUGUGUGUAUAUGUAUAUACACACACACGCACACACACACACACACACACACACACACACACAUAUAUAUAUAUAUAUAAUGUAGGUGUGUGUCUGAGUUUAAUAAUGUGUUAUUUAACAAUACUUAGAAAUACCUGAAUCAAACUACCAGAUGCACACGUGUAUGUAUGUAUAUAUAUAUAUAUAUAUACAUACACACACACGUGUGUGUGCUGCAUAUGGCACAACAAUUUAGGAGGUCAACUAACUGCACCAACCACCUAAAUGGCAGCUGACCAUUUAUUAUGUGUCAGCUGUAUUAAAAUUAGCAAGAGAUGGAAAAAGAUCAAGAGACAGAGAAAAAUGGCGUGUGCUACGUAGUUACUUCCCUUGCUGUUCUCCUUUCCAAGUUCAGCAUCAAACGGUUGUCACAUCAGUAGCAGUGCUCUCUGUCAGUUGAAUUGACUGUUCCCAGCCAUUGAAUAUGCAAGCUGGUAGCAAUAUUAGGAAUUAAUAUUUGCAAUUAAGGAGAGACCCUGAUUUUAAGACUUUCUGGUGACCUUAAAUGAAGUUGAUGAGGCUGUCUGAUAUAUAAAUAUCGUUUGUGUGUAUGUAAAUAUGUAUAACAGAUGAAUGGAGUUUAAAAUUGCAACAAACGUUUCACUAGAAACCUUUAUUUAAUGUAGUCUCAUAACAGAUUACAUCAUAUAUUACAUGGAUCCCUAAUCUCAUCAAAUGAAUUUUAACAUGAUCAACAUGUAACUGACAAAUUGAUUUCUUAAUUCUUUUAACUGAAAAACACACACACACACCAUUUAAUAUACAUAGUGUUAAGAUGUAAGCUACUACGUUUCAUUCCUGGAGAGUGCAACAUUUGGACACGCUUCUAUAACCUGCCACGUACUAUCUUGCAGUUGUUCUGGCUCAAAAUAAACAUAGCUGCUCCCUUUCUUGUUUUUUUCUCAAGGAGCAACCAUGUGUAUUUUAAACCUCAACAGUUGUAGGAUAUUACAUGGCAUACUGGAGAAGCUUGUUGAAUUACUGUACCAUCCAAGCAUGAAACUGUAACUCAUAUUUAAAUACUGUGUAUAUUAAAUGAUAUUUAUCUCACAGGAUAGACUAUUGUUUUUGUUGAUCCUACAAAUAAUGGAAAAGUACAUUUUAUAUAUGUAUAUCGAUAGAUAGAUGGACAGAUAGCUAUACAUGCAGGCACAGGCAUUGCUUGGUUUUCAACAUCUGUUGUGUGUUGCAUAGAAGCAAGAUACCCAAUGAAAAAUUCUAUGAUCGAAUGAAGGCUUGUACUAGUAUGGAUAGCAAGCUUUCUGAACACCUGGUGCAAGAGGCACCCAUCAUUGCCACAUCUGUGCCCAAGAAUGUCAGUCCUAGCAGGAGUGAAAAGCCAGAUCCAUGCUGCUUGUGUUUGAGAGAACAGUCAAGUGAUGGCAUUGCUCAACAUCAAGUUGCAACCACCAUAUACAUACAUACAUACAUAUAUAUAUAUAUAUAUAUAUAUACACACACACACACACACACAAGCUCACUAACACAUCCAAAUCUUGUUACUAAGUGUAUUAAUGGAUGAUUCUUAGUUAAUCCUUUCUCUGGAUCAGUAUAACUUUGGGAAAAGGAAAAAAAAAAGAAUUAUCGUGUAAAGAGAUUAGAGAAGAUUUUUGCUAGCAUUUGGUGCAAAAAAAAAAGAAUCGAAUCUUUCUAGAAAGCAAUGGCAGGGAGAGGUCAGUUGGAAACAGAGUGGAAGACAAUAAGAAAAACAGCGUCACUAAACUGCCCUUGC
Molecule: messenger RNA, 13996 nt
Organism: Octopus bimaculoides (California two-spot octopus)
Lineage: Eukaryota; Metazoa; Mollusca; Cephalopoda; Octopoda; Octopodidae
Product: exportin-4
Biological process (GO): protein export from nucleus
Cellular component (GO): cytoplasm; nuclear pore
Molecular function (GO): nuclear export signal receptor activity
Source: RefSeq, a predicted model, not a curated record